Molecule: messenger RNA, 1530 nt
Organism: Beta vulgaris subsp. vulgaris (sugar beet)
Lineage: Eukaryota; Viridiplantae; Streptophyta; Magnoliopsida; Caryophyllales; Amaranthaceae
Exons: 1
Coding region: 1-1530 (509 amino acids)
Source: RefSeq, a predicted model, not a curated record
AUGAAACGAAGAGAGCGUAGUUGGAUGUAUGAUAGGCGUGAGGGACGCUUUCUCAAGACUGAGUUUGUGAUUGGAGUUCGAGGUUUUAUUGAAUUCGCACAACAAAAUCAUAAAUUCAAAGACGCUGAUAAAAUAAGAUGUUCAUGCUUUCGGUGUAAUAACAAACGAUUCUUUGAUGUUGACAUUGUUAGAGAACAUCUUUAUAAAAAAGGAUUUUGUCAUAACUAUUUUGAUUGGCUAUGUCACAGGGAAACUGUUGACGAAACCCCAUCGGAGCCAUCAAAUCCUUAUCGAGACAUGAUUGUUGAUGCUCUUGGACAUAAUGAAGAAAAUCCAAACAAUGAGCAAAUAAAUAAUGUCCAAGAAGAGCCAAAUGACGAAGCUAAGAAAUUUUUUGAGCUCCUUAAAGCUGCCGAUAGCCCGUUGUACGCAAGGAGCAAAGUAUCUGUCUUGGAGAUGGCAUCAAGAAUAAUAUCUUUGAUGUGUGAGUACAAUUUACCACACAGAUGUGUUGAUGGAUUUGCAUCUUUAUUGAAUGAAGUGAUUCCAAAUAACAACCAAAUGAGUACAACGUUCUAUGAUACUAAGAAAGUUCUUAAAGGCUUACAACUCCCACAUGAGAAGAUACAUGCAUGUCGUAACGGUUGUAUGCUAUUUUGGAAAGGCGAUGCACAUUUAAUGAAGUGUAGUUUAUUAUGUGAGUGUGAUCGCUACAAGAAGACUCCUAAAGGCAAGCUUAUUCCAGAAAAGGUCCUAACAUAUUUUCCUAUCAAAUCCCGAUUGCAAAGGCUUUAUGCGACAAAGAAUAUUUCAGAGAAAAUGACAUGGCAUGCCAAAAAGCCUCGGGUUCCGGGUACUAUAGAACAUCCUAGUGAUAGUGAGGCGUGGAAGCAUUUUGAUACCACUUUUCCUGAUUUUGCCUUUGAGACACGUAAUGUUCGAUUAGGUUUGUGCACUGAUGGCUUUUCACCCUUUGGUAAGUUCGGAGGACAAUAUUUUUGUUGGCCUGUAAUUCUUACUCCAUAUAAUUUGCCUCCAUCAAUGUGUAUGAAAAAGCCUUUCAUGUUCCUCUCUCUACUAGUUCCCGGUCCUAAGAAUCCAAAGGGUAAUUUAGAUGUCUACAUGCAACCAUUAAUUGAAGAGCUCAAACAAUUGUGGGAGAUUGGUGCUAUGACUUAUGAUAUUUCACAUAAACAAAACUUCAUGCUUCAUGCAGCACUUCUGUGGACUGUAAGUGAUUUUCCUGCAUAUAGUAUGUUGUCUGGAUGGGCUACUGCUGGAAAAAAGGCUUGUCCAUAUUGUAUGGAAGAAACUAAGGCAUUUUGGCUUGAUAAUGGCAAUAAAGUCUCAUGGUUUGAUUGCCACAGGAAGUUUCUUCCACAUGAUCACCCUUUUCGUAAAAAUAAAACAGCUUUUCGCAAAAACAAAGUGGAAAAUGGCAUGGUUCCAGCUAUGAUGUCCGGAGAUGAUAUGUGGCAAUGUGUGAAAGACUUGCCUAAAGCCACUGAUGGCCCUGAAGCUCUUAAUUAA